Molecule: messenger RNA, 4846 nt
Organism: Porites evermanni
Lineage: Eukaryota; Metazoa; Cnidaria; Anthozoa; Scleractinia; Poritidae
Source: the annotation of a GenBank genome assembly
AUGUCUGACCAACCAUCUUAUGUGGCCUUCUUCGGAGUCAUGGGGGCGACUUCCGCAAUGGUAUUUAGUGGUAAGUGUUCUGUGAUUAAUAAUAAGUCGUGAAUCUUCUAGGCCGAAAUUGAUCUUAUGUAUGAACACUCUUUAGCUUUAGGUGCUGCUUAUGGGACGGCCAAAAGUGGAACAGGGAUUGCUGCCAUGAGUGUGAUGCGACCAGAACUCAUUGUGAAGUCCAUCAUUCCAGUAGUUAUGGCCGGUAUCCUCGCUAUCUAUGGUCUUGUUGUAGCUGUUCUUAUCGGCAAUGGAAGUGAGUAGGCUUGAUCAUGCGAUGAAACCUUGUUAACCUCACUCACCGUACUGUCAAACUGUUGCUUGUUAAUAAAUAUUUUUACAAACAAAACUAAAUGAUCUUUUUGUCUAGGCAAAAAUGAAACUUUUUUUUGUUUACAGGAGUAGUCUCAUUUCAAAAUGUCGACUGAAAACAGUUUUUGUCAUCUGCAUGAAGUCAUGACUCAGAAAUGUUUUGUACACAAAAAGAACUUUUUGCAUUUACUACAAAGUUUUUUUUAAAUUUUGAAUUUGUUUUUCUUAAGACUGGUGAAAAGUUACUAUGAACAUAUUACACACCAAGUGUAUUUACUGUUAAGCUUACGUUUAUUUUUAAAUAAUUUAAUAGAAGAUGGUGGCUUUUCUAGACACAGAUAGGUUAUAUACCCACGUGACUCAUAGGAGCAUUGAAAACACACACAUGCAAUUUCAAAAUAAUCGGCAAGAUAGAAAUUGCAUGAAUUUAAAAGCUAUAAGCAAUGUAAAUACAGAAACAAAUUUCAGUUAUGGUAAUUUAAUGGCCAUAUAUAAAUAGCAUUUGAGCUAACUGAUCUACUCUACUUCAUAAACCGUUCAUAGUAGCUGGUUUUUGAUACAAAGGGAAUUAAGAGGCCUGCCAGCUCACACUUUUAACAUGCCAGGUUAAUUAUCUUACUCAUGGGAACCAGUUGGGUUUGGGGGUGGUUGACAUCAUCCAUCAUAGAAAAUAUAACUAAAUUAGCAGGGUUAUCUUUAAAGUGCUGGUAACCAGUCAAAAAACUAGCUACCUUUAAUUUUGAGCCACGUCCUCUUUGGGUAUAAAGAGUAAGAUACAAGAGUGAGACCUUAAAAUUACUUUCAGCAAUUGUCGAUUGCCAAGCUGCCCACUUUUACAUCCUAGCUGUCUACUUCAAAACUUAAUGAGAACCCUGAAUAGACACUGCAUGUAAAUUAAUCAAUGGCAGAAUUAACCCUAUAAGCCCUCCUUCUCUAAUAACUCCAAUAAAUGGAACAGGCUCUGGUACUUUGUGAACACUUCUUUGUGGUGUAGUCUUGCACUUUUGUUGGUAAUGAAUGUUAAGUGAACUGGAGUAUGCUCAUAUGUCUUUACACACUACCUUGGACAAUGAGAGUACAGUUGACUCCUGAUAACUUGAAACUCGUGCUAACUUGAACCAAAGUUGAUUUCCUUUAAAUUUCUUUCACAUGGUUACUGUAACUUGAACCUUCUGCUAACUUGAAGUAAUUUUUGUUUCCCUUCAGACAAUUGCUAUAUAAUUUUACCCUCGAUAACUCGAAUCAUGUUUUAAGCACGUAACAGGUUAAAAACAAAAAUUACAGACUGAAGUUUAAAACAUUUAAUUUAUUUAUAAAUAAUAGUGUCAAUUCUUUGUCUUUACUUUUAUGUCACUCCAAUUCAAAUUCAGUGUCCAUCCCUGUAUAUUAAUCAGGCUUUGUUGUUUAAUUUUCUUUUCAAAAUAUUUAUUUAUUUCUCUUGCUGCCCUUAACGUGAAGUUUGCAUGAUACUUGCAUUCUCUCUCAAUCCAUUCACUUAAUUUCUUUUUUAUUUCUGGUCAUUUGCUUCAUACUCCCUAUAACUCAAACUUUUUUCAAGAAGAUUUGAGUUAUCUGGAUUCAACUGUAUUCACAAGACAAAAUGCUCACUCUAAUUGGGGGGGUCGGGGGGGGGGGUUAAUACUAAAGCCCCUUGCAAUUUUAGCUCAAGGGAGGGUGUUAGGAACUGUGACAAACUGAUGUUUUGUGUUCUUUUGCAGUUAGCACCGACUACACUCUGUACAAGUGAGUAUGAUCACUUCGUUAAAAAGAGUUUCAUUAAAUGGUUAUCCAUUUUUUUUUUUAUUAUUUGGUUCCACACCAUUUAUGUUAUGUAAACUGUACAUUUAGUUUUGUUAGGUUAACUGAAGGUAAUCAAUGUACUUGGAGUAUAUAAAGACUUGUAGCACGAUACACAUGUACAUUAGUGGUUGCUCCAAUAUAUUUUCCUAUAUCUUUGCAAGCUAAUGACGGAUUUCGUUUAAACUUUCUACCUUACUUCAACAAGGAUUGUAGUUAAGUGAUAUGUUAAAAAAAUAUCAUUUGGAAGAACCUAGGAACAAAAAAAUCUUGAAGAUGAAAGAAAAUAGUUACAAAAUCUGCGUGUAACGCGUAACAGCUAAUUUGCAUGAAAUAGUUAAAAAAGUAAAAUUUCACCCUUAACACUAUCUCAUAAAGAAAAUUCAACAGAGCAGAAAUAUUAAAUAGGAAAAAACGACACCAUACGCAAAAUUACAGUUCUCUGCAUUUAUUUUUCAAAUAACGAGAAUUAUAAUUCUAGGGACGGUUUCCAUUAAGUGCCUGUGUAACGCUCAAGGUCCAACAGCGCUCCAUGCCUUACAAAUAUAAGGCUAGCGACUUCCAAACGCACCUACAAAAGAAGAUAAUUCGUCUGAGUAAAGUUCAUAACAUUGUUUACCAUCGAGUAAGAAAGGUUUUUAAAGAUUACUCACGGCGAUGAAGAAAUAAAGAAUUUUCGUGUUCGGAAACUAAACUGUUGUGUACUUUUGAUGUGUGAAAUUAAAUAUUACUUACCCAAAAGAAAACCUGUAUCUCAGCCUCUAGUUAACAACGGUCGCUGAUACACAGCUGCAACACAGUUCAGUUACUGGUCUUCAAAUCCUGGUAAGGUUUUUAGUCUUCAGUAGGCUUAAAACGAAGAAAUUCUACAAAUGGUGAAUCGGAAACAUAUUUCCAUUUGAAUGCCAUGUUUGUCUAAGCGUAACGAUCGAAUUACCACCACACUCGCAGCAGAAAACUUCCCAAAUGAAACUUGAAUUCAAGCCAUUUUCCAGCCGAAAUCCACAAGAAACAUCGAAGGAGUCCUGUGUAACCUCUCCUUAGUAUCUGGGGGUGUUUUUAUAACAAAUCAGGGGCAAAAAGCGGGAAAACGUGAGGUAAAAAUAGAGUGGACGUCACGAUUGCGUUACACAAUACCGAGAUGAAUACCGAAAAGAAAAGCCUUUCAAAUAACUGUGGAGGGAAGAAAAGAUCAAGAAAAAGAAAGAGGCAGACAAAAAGCACUUCGAGCUUAAUAAAUUUGUUGUAUUUUAGCGAUAAUAGUCAUGCUAAGCAAGCCAAAAAGUCAGAUGCCACGCCCAAAAAGGAUUCUGGGUAAUUUCUAAAAUAAGCUGUAGACAAGAAUUAUACCAUGAAAAUUUUCCAAAUAUGUUUCUUUGAUGUUAAUUACUUAAUAUCUGGCAAGUAAUGAUGGUUUGGGAAUAUUUUACUCAUUUUCAUAAAAGUGCCCUAUGUUACACUGAUGUACAUGUGUAUCGUGCUACAAGUCAAAGUAAUCAUAAAUUCCUAUUUCCAAAGGAUAAAGCACUGUAGAGGUAGUUUUAAAGUGAACUUAACCAGUACCUCUGAAAACACUCAAAAAGCAAAGGGAGAAAGUUGAACAAAAUUGCAUUGAAACAGAUUUCUCAGAACACAAAAAAUCCAUGUGCAUUAACUGUUGCUAUUCAUUGAUCAUGAAAACUAUUCUUCCUCAUAAAGCAUGCUUCAACUCAACUGUAAAUUUUAAUGAGCAGUUUAAGGACUUGUCAUCCUCACUCUAUGUGCAAACAGACACUACAACUCCCAGCAUGCUGGCCCAACAAUGUUAAGAGUUUGUGCUUCCAUUUGGACGUAGCUGAGCGUUUGACUGGUUUCAACACAACACCAUUCAACAGGAUUUGCAAACAGACCCAACAUGUAACGUCCAACAGUGUUGGGAGUUAUUGACCAACAAUAGCAGAGAUUUAGCUUCAUGUUUUUGGGAAAUGGCAAACUUGAAUUUUGUGCCACGUGACCAAGUUUGUUCUUGACUUGUCUUUGAGUAUUCUUUACUAACUUGUAGAAUAUAAUUAGUAGUUUCACAUUAUUUUCAUCCAUAAGAAUCAUUUUAGACUGUUUUAGUCUGCUCAUUUCCUAUGUGGAGAAAUCUUCAACUUAACUCUGCUGUUUGCCGUAAACGUUAAACUACAUCUCUCUAAAAUGAUGCACACUGUGUAUUCACAUGUUAAGUGCAGCUUAGGCAUAGUUAACUAUUAAUGAACAGGUAAACCCUAGGGCAGAGGGCUCUCCUUUUUUCUGAUAAACUUUGCAACAACUGCACCCAUAGAAAUCCUGUGUUAAUUAGCUUCCCUUGGGGACCCAAGGGUAAGAACUUGUGCAAACUUCUUUCUUCCUCCUGGGGAACUUCCUGUUAGGUCCAUGUUCACUACUGUACAUUAUGUAUUCAAAACAUGUAUUUCAGUGCUUUGACCGUUUGGUUCCAUUAAUUUUUUGCAGAAGUUUUCUUGAUUUGGGUGCAGGCUUGAGUGUUGGAUUCAGCGGUCUAGCUUCAGGUUUUGCCAUUGGUAUUGUUGGAGAUGCUGGCGUCAGAGGAACAGCUCAGCAGCCUCGUUUAUUUGUUGGCAUGAUUCUUAUUUUGAUUUUUGCAGAAGUUCUGGGAUUGUAUGGCCUGAUUGUCGGCUUAAUUCUAGUCACAAAAAAUUCUUCGUAA